UGUGUUUUAUCACACAGCGCUGUUAAAUCAGUCUAUUAAUGUGUCAGUAUGGGCUCCAGUGCACUGCCGCUCAUCUUGCUGAUGUCCCUCGUUCACUCCGGACUCAGUCAAGUGAAACCUGUAUUGACGGUGAUGCCAGAUCAGCGUGUGUUCAGUGGAGAGACAGUCACUCUCAUAUGUGACAUACAGGGAGGAGGAAACAUUCAGAGAUACAGCUGGAUGAAAGAUGGACAUACUGGCUAUCAAUAUACAACAACAGAUUACAGUUUCACAGCUGAUGUGUCUCUCAGCGGUAAAUACAGAUGUAGAGGAGAGAGAUCAGACUCACACACAGACUUCAGUGAUGGAGUUACACUGACUGUAUCAGAUAAACCAACUCUGACUGUAAAGCCCCAGAGUUCAGUGUUCACUGGAGACACAGUUACUCUCAGCUGUGACGUGGGAAGAUCAACUGGAUGGACGUUUCACUGGAGGAAAAACUCAAAGUGGGAAUCCGGUGAUUAUACAAGAACUAAAACUAUCAGUUCUGUGAGAGUCUCUGAUGAAGGACUAUACGGGUGUAGAGCACAGCGAGGAAACUACAAUACAUACCUCAGUAAUGCAAUACAGAUAACAGUGAGAGAGAGACCCAAACCUGUAGUGAAGGUGAAGCCUGAUGUCCGUGUGUUCAGAGGAGAGAGAGUCACUCUCACAUGUGACCUACAGGAGACAGGAGUCUGGACGUAUAGCUGGUAUAAAGAUCAAGAUAACAGCAGAAGAACAGACCAGAUCUAUCACAGCACAGGACAACACCAGAUCUAUAUAAUCACAUCUGUGGAUUCGUCUCAUGCUGGUCUGUACAGAUGUAGAGGAACUCUGACUGAAACCCAACAGCACUCAGAGAUCAGUGAUGGAGUUACACUGACAGUAUCAGAUCUACAGCCGAAGCCUGAACUCACAUCAGAUCCUGCAGGAGCUGCACUGACUGGAAACACAGUGACUUUGACCUGUCGCAUGAAUCUAACCAGAGACUGGGACAUUUACUGGUACAAACACACACUGAACCCCGAGACAGAGAAGACACAAACACAUUCCUACAGCCUGAAGAUUGAUUCAGUGUCUGAUGGAGGCCAGUACUGGUGUAGAGCUGGAAGAGGGAAACCAGUCUAUUACACACAAUACAGUGAUGCACUGUGGGUAAAUGUUACAGUGAGUCCUAAAGCUGUGGUGACGGUACGACCUGAUGAACGAGUGUUUAGAGGAGAAACAGUCACUCUCAGAUGUGAUAUAAAGUGGGCAGGAGACACAGACACUGAGUGGACAUACAGAUGGGAAAUAGAGGGAACCAACGACCGAAAUAAAAACACGGUCAGCCGAACCUCAACACAAGAGUUGAUCAUCAGCAGUGUCGAUCUCUCUCACAGCGGUAAAUACACCUGUACAGGACUGAUACACACUCUCAGCUCUCAGCGCAGUGAUGCUGUUACACUGACAGUCUCAGCUGAAGCUCAGGCAUCACUGCGAGUGUCUCCACAGCCGUGGCUGACUGAAGGAGAAUCAGUGACUCUGAUCUGUGAGGUUUCAGGCUCCUCUACAGGCUGGACGUUCAGCUGGUUCAGAGAUCAUGAUCAUCUGUCAGACAGCAGCAGAGGAGCUGGAGGAUCUUACACUCUCAGUCCUGCUGCUCUACAGCACACAGGAGUUUAUACGUGCAGAGCAGAGAGAGGACGACCAGCCUAUUACACACACAACAGCAGCUCACACACACUGUGGCUCACUGGUGUUUCUGCUUCAGUGUCUCUGGUCAUCGAUCCCAGCAGAAGUCAACACUUCUCAUCUCAGUCUCUCUCUCUGAGCUGUGUGGAUCAGAGUAACUCUGCUGGAUGGACAGUGAGAAGAUACACAGACACACACACACAAACCUGUGCCAAACAAACAGGAUCUCGAUGUGUAAUCGACUCUCUCAGCACAUCUGACUCUGGAGUGUACUGGUGUGAGUCUGAAUCUGGAGACAAACGCCGUCCUCGAAACAUCACUGUACACGACGGUGAGGUGAUUCUGGAGAGUUCUGUUGAUCCUGUGAUUGAGGGAGAGACUCUGACUCUACACUGUUUACAUCGAUCUACAAACUCCUCGAUCUCCAGCGCUGAUUUCUAUAAAGACGGAUCACUGAUCCAGAAUCAGACGACAGGAGAGAUGAGCAUCACUACUGUCUCAAAGUCACAUGAGGGUUUUUACUCCUGUAAAACAGAGAGAGGACAGUCUCUCCACAGCUGGAUCUCAGUCACUGAAGUCUUUAAUGAUCAGAUUUCUGUCUACAAAAUCCUCAGUUUUCUUCUGGCAGCUUCUCCGUAUCUGUUAGCGACAGUCGUGCUGCUUUUCAAAUGUUACAGAGCGAGAGUUUCAUCUGCUGAAGACCAAAGUCAGUACGCCGUAACAGAGGAAUAAACUUUUUGACAGAACUGAUUCUUGCGAUUGUAAUUUAAUGUGGAAUGUACAUUUGUGAUACAAACAAAGGCUAUUGGGGUAUUUUUGCAGAGAAUAAACGAGCCUGACGAAAGACUUUUUAUGUUUUCAUAAACGAGACCCUUAUCAUCUCCCUGUAAAUGCAAAAAUGCUCAUUUGAAAAUGGUGACGACAUGCGUAUGACGUGUUCAUUCUUUUGGCUUUUUUAAAUGAAAGGUUAAUUUCAACAGACUCAUUGAUGAUAGAUUUUUUCGAAGCCCUUGUGUUCAAAGGUUUUGACAUUUUCUUAAAGGAAGUAAAAGUGACUUUAUAUCAGAGGAGAUCAUUCUAAGAUUGGGAUUACAGUGAACAUUUCUGGCUUUAUGAAGAGGAAAUUUACCCAGAAGACAAAGUAAUACUACAGUAUUAUCAAGAUGAACAUCCUUAGAAUGGAAAUCGGACAAAACCAUGAUAGAUUCUAUAAUUUGUGUCUUUAGGCCUGUGUGCUCAGCUCGAGUGAACUACAGUAAAAUAAUGUGUGUGUGCA
This is a messenger RNA of Pimephales promelas (fathead minnow), 2971 nucleotides long. Lineage: Eukaryota; Metazoa; Chordata; Actinopteri; Cypriniformes; Leuciscidae. The record is from RefSeq and is a predicted model, not a curated record.